Stegostoma tigrinum is the source of this 951-nucleotide messenger RNA. It is a transcript of the gene dolpp1, whose product is annotated as dolichyldiphosphatase 1. Gene Ontology annotation, molecular function: dolichyldiphosphatase activity. NCBI's taxonomy places the organism in Eukaryota, Metazoa, Chordata, Chondrichthyes, Orectolobiformes, Stegostomatidae. Gene Ontology annotation, biological process: lipid biosynthetic process; protein N-linked glycosylation. The record is from RefSeq and is a predicted model, not a curated record. The transcript is spliced from 8 exons. Bases 43 to 768 code for a protein of 241 amino acids. Gene Ontology annotation, cellular component: endoplasmic reticulum membrane; intracellular membrane-bounded organelle.
GCCUGUGAUUGGCUGCAGCCGGGCGUCCGUGAUGCGGUGAAGAUGGCGGCGGUGGGACAGUGCUCUGUCGCUGUGGAGAAGGAGCGCUGGCAGCCGCUGUCCUUCACGUACGUCGAAUAUCCCCCAGGUGACCUCACAGGAAAAGUUCUUGCAUAUUUAAGUCUUGUCCCAGUAUUUAUCCUCUUUGGUUUCAUCACACUCAUUGUGUUCAAGAGGGAGUUGCACUCUAUUUCAUUUCUGUGUGGUUUGGUACUAAAUGAAAGCUUCAACUGGGUAAUUAAAAAUGUUAUCAAAGAACCUAGACCAUGCCAAGGUGGCCACAGUAACUUGUUUACAGAGUAUGGGAUGCCCUCCAGUCAUUCCCAGUUCAUUUGGUUCUUUUCCAUCUACUCCCUCCUUUUCCUUUAUUUAAGAAUGCACCAAACAAACAAUGCUAGAUGUUUAGAUCUGUUGUGGAGGCACAUUUUAUCCAUAUGUCUGCUGGCUCUGGCCUUCCUUGUCUCGUAUAGUAGAGUCUAUUUGAUGUACCAUUCCUGGAGCCAAGUGAUAUAUGGAGUUAUAGCAGGUGCCAUCAUGGGAUCAGUCUGGUUUAUCUUUACACAAGAGGUACUAACACCGCUAUUCCCCAGGAUAGCUUCAUGGCCAGUCUCUGAAUUCUUCCUGAUACGGGAUACAAGUCUGAUUCCAAACAUCCUGUGGUUUGAGUACACGGUUACAAGGUCAGAAGCACGAAACAGACAACGGAAGCUGGGGACCAAGAUGCAGUGAAGUGAAGUUGGCAUCUUUGCUGGGGGGUGGGCCAGGACUGUGGAGUGAGCCCUGGAACGAAAUGGAACAGAAACCAACAACACGAAGAAACACACAUUUAAAAAAAAGUUAAUUUUUGUUUUUGCAGACAGUCAGGGCAAGCUGAGGUGUAUGCUGGCAGCCUAAACACACCACCACCCCCCC